Messenger RNA from Drosophila mojavensis, 1883 nucleotides. Its product is annotated as lysozyme 1. The transcript has a single exon. Bases 1252 to 1764 code for a protein of 170 amino acids. Lineage: Eukaryota; Metazoa; Arthropoda; Insecta; Diptera; Drosophilidae. Gene Ontology annotation, molecular function: lysozyme activity. The record is from RefSeq and is a predicted model, not a curated record.
UAUUCAUUAGAAUACUUUAAAAAGUUCUGUUAAAUCUUUUAUAUAUCCUCUAUAUUUCUCUGGUAAAUCAAACAUAAAUACACAAGUUUCGAUAGAUUUCUUGUACUCUUUUUUUUCCAAUUUCCACAAAGACCAAGUUUAAUUACGCUAAUUUCGGCUGACUUUUUGUGGCUUUCAACUUUUAGACUUACUUUUUAUUAUAUCCAUUCACAUAUAUGGUCUCAGUUUAUUUGAAAUUAAAAGUUUCAUUGAUUUGGCAAUAAAAAAAAAGUAAUCAAGGUGUGCCAUUUCUAUGCUACCGAAACAAUUUAUACGCUUCAGUUAGCGCGGCUACAAAUUUUUUUGGCUAUUCUUUCUGUAUAUGCUGCAGUAUAUAUAGAGAUAGAUAGAUAGAGAUAUAUUCAUAUGUAUGUCAUGUGCAAUAAAAAUGAUUUGUCGCUGGGUUUUUGAUCAAAUAGGUAAAUAAGACUUUUUGCAAGCUUUAGAAAAUGUCAACAUCUGUUUGCUAAUUGAAUGCUCAAUCAACUUAGUUAUAUUAAUGAAAAUCGUAUAGAGAGAUAGCACAUAUGGAUGUUUGGAAAUGAAAAUUGCUUUCAUUAACUGACAAUUUAAGUGCAUGAGAACUGCAUAGAGGGGUGCGAAAUGAAUACCUUUAGCUAUUCCACUUAGAAUUUUGUAACUUCCUUAAUUAGGUACAAUCAAUGCUAGCGCCAUUUAGUGAUCACUGAUCAGUGUACGGUAUUAUUGAGUCGACAAGUCUUAUUACUAUUUGAUUUAUUGAUAGAAUUAUAUUUAUACAUAUGCAUGUCGAUAGCAGUUAAUUAUAGUGGCUUGAAGUAGCAUUAAAACAAUUCAAACCCGUUUUAAAUUGACCUCCAGACUAGAGAUGACAGCGUGUUGAAAAUGUAAUUAUCAAUUAACUUUUUAUUUAAUUUUAAUAUUGGACAGUGUGAUGAGGGACUGAAUAGGUAUAUAUAUACAAAACUUUAAUUAUGGAAGCUUUAAUAAUAAAGCUUUUCUCUGCCAAUUCGCUUUACAACUCUCGUGAGCAUUACAUAGAGAGGAGCGAACUGAAUUCUUAUGAAUUCAUAAAAGUAAUAGAAUAACUCAUAUAUAGAGACUUAUUUUUCGUGCUUCUUAGAUAUAAUUUAAUAAUAUAACGAUGAUUGGCUUGCCCAUCUCUAGGGCUAUGAGCUUCAGGUGUCUUGAGUUCACAGAGUUAGUUCAGUAGCUAAAUGUUAGUUUAGUAGAAUGAAUAAGUUUGCUCUGACUAGCUGGAUGUGCCUGCUAGGCUUCAGCUCUAUGUUGGCCUUACGUUUGGAGCCUUGCGAGUUGGCUGGUCAGCUUUAUAUAUUGGAUGUACCUAAAGUGGAACUGCCCCUAUGGUUGUGCAUAGCCGAUUUCGAGAGUCGCUUUAAUACCCAUGUUAUCGGACGGGCCAAUUCGGACGGCAGUCGGGACUAUGGACUCUUUCAGAUCAGCGAUCGAUAUUGGUGUGCCCCGCCGGAGAAAACAGCCUACCACGCGUUCAACGAAUGCAAUGUGAACUGCACCGAGCUCUUGAGCGAUAAUAUCACAUCGGCCGUUCGCUGUGCCCGACUUAUCAAGAAGCAACAGGGCUGGACGGCCUGGUCUGUUUAUGCAGAGUUCUGCAAUGGAACGCUUACGGAUGCGGAUAAGUGUUUCCAGCAAACAACCGAAGCAGCUACAACCGAACCGAUUCUGCAAAUAGAAACCACAACCUUUGACCCGGAAAUAGAUUAAACUGUUGUCAUAUUUUGUAUUCAGCUCUUAUCACUGCCUCUUUAAGUGAAUUAUAUACUUUUAAAAUAUAUAUUAGUAGUAUAUCUGACAAUACUCGGCGUUGUGCGUUGAAGAUGAAA